UAACUCACAGUGUCACUCGCUCAUUACACGGAAUACGUUGGGUACUCUGCUCGGCAGUCUUCUCAUCCUCUGCCUCGCCAUUUUCACGACAAUGUAAUAACCAGGCCAAAACACAAAAACCCCAACUACGAAGACAAAAAGCCCCAAACCCCUUUUUUAACAUUUAUACUAUAAAAUACUAAUACAAAGCAAAGAAUCUGAUCACCUUCUCUUCUUCUUCUUUCCUCUCCUCUGUUUCUCUAUCUUCUUAAUCCAUAAUGGACUUUGUUUGAGAAACAAACCCACCAAUCCAAAACAGCCCUUUUCAGCAAUUUUUCAUCUUCUUUCUGUUUUUCAUGGCGGCUUCUGGUGGGUUGGUCUCUGAGCCAUCUUCACAGCAAGAGGUUUUUCAAUGGCUGAAAAACCUACCGUUAGCACCAGAGUACCAUCCUACUCUAGCAGAGUUCCAAGAUCCAAUUGCAUACAUUUUCAAAAUCGAGAAGGAAGCUGCCAAGUAUGGUAUCUGCAAAAUCGUGCCCCCUGUCCUUGCGGCUCCCAGGAAAGCUGCAAUUGCUAACCUCAACCGCUCACUGGCCGCCCGUGCUGGCUCCUCCAGUUCGAAAUCCCCACCCACAUUCACUACCCGCCAGCAGCAGAUCGGGUUCUGCCCACGGAAGCCCCGGCCGGUGCAAAAGCCCGUGUGGCAGAGCGGAGAGAACUAUACUUUUCAAGAAUUCGAAACUAAAGCUAAAUCCUUCGAGAGAAGCUACCUAAAGAAAUGCUCGAAGAAGGGAGCUCCUUCUCCUCUCGAGAUUGAAACCCUAUACUGGAAAGCUACUGUCGAUAAGCCUUUCUCUGUUGAGUAUGCUAACGACAUGCCGGGCUCUGCUUUCUCACCGAAGAAGACUGGAGGAAAGGAGGUGGCAGAAGGGGUGACUGUUGGGGAGACGGACUGGAAUAUGAGAGGAGUAUCGAGGGCAAAAGGUUCGUUGUUGAGGUUUAUGAAGGAGGAGAUACCCGGGGUUACUUCACCGAUGGUAUAUGUAGCUAUGAUGUUUAGUUGGUUCGCUUGGCAUGUGGAGGACCAUGACUUGCAUAGCUUGAAUUACUUGCAUAUGGGGGCAGGAAAGACUUGGUAUGGUGUGCCGAGAGAGGCUGCGGUUGCUUUUGAGGAGGUCGUUCGGGUUCAUGGGUAUGGAGGAGAGAUGAAUCCCCUUGUCACAUUUGCAAUUCUUGGUGAGAAGACUACAGUUAUGUCACCUGAAGUAUUUGUUGGUGCUGGUGUACCAUGCUGCAGGUUGGUGCAAAAUGCUGGGGAGUUUGUUGUCACUUUCCCAAGAGCCUAUCAUUCAGGGUUCAGUCAUGGAUUUAAUUGUGGGGAGGCAGCUAAUAUAGCAACACCUGAAUGGUUGAGGGUUGCUAAGCAUGCUGCUAUUCGGAGAGCUUCAAUUAAUUAUCCUCCAAUGGUGUCACAUUUCCAAUUACUUUAUGAUCUUGCACUAGAACUAUGUACAAGAAUGCCUCUGAGCAUCAGUGCUAAACCGCGUAGCUCUAGACUAAAAGAUAAGCAAAAGGGUGAAGGAGAAACGCUGGUUAAAGAAUUAUUUAUAAAGAAUGUAAUUCACAAUAAUGGCCUACUUCAUAUUCUUGGAAAAGGAUCUUCAAUUGUGCUUCUUCCUCGAAGUUCUUCAGACAUUUCUGUUUGUUCAAAUUUGCGUGUUGGAUCUCAGUUAAGAGCAAGCCCUGCCCUUGGGUCAUGGAGUAACAAGGGUAUAAUGAAAUCCUCAAAGGAUUCAGUUUCUGAUGAAAUCAUGCUAGAAAGGAACAAUAGAAUCAAUCAUGCAAAAGGCCUAUUUUCGGUGAAAGAAAAGUUUGCUUCUUUGUGUGGAAGAAAUAGAUUUUCCUCGUUGGAUGGAAAUGACAGUAUGAAUAGUACAGAAACAGGCAAUGAAAACAGGGAAUCUAUUCAUGGUGAUAAGUUGUCUGAUCAGAGACUGUUUUCUUGUGUUACUUGUGGAAUUUUGAGCUUUGAUUGCAUUGCUGUCAUUCAACCAAGAGAAGCUGCUGCUAGAUACCUCAUGUCUGCUGAUUGUAGCUUCUUUAAUGAUUGGAUGGUUGGUUCUGGAGUAACUAAAGAUGGGUUCACCAUUGCCCAUGGAGACACAAAUACUUCUGAGCAGAAUUCAUCUACUAAAUGGGUGGAGAAGAAUAAUGUGGACGGUUUAUACGAUGUCCCUGUUCAGUCUGCUAAUUACCAAAUUCAGAUGAUGGAUCAAAAUAUAGUUGCUUCAAAUGUUGAAACACAGAGAGCCACUUCUGCUCUUGGCUUGCUAGCUUUGAAUUAUGGGAAUUCAUCGGACUCUGAGGACGAUCAGGUUGAACCAGAUGUUUCACACCAGGCUACUGAAAUUGACAUGACAAACUGUUCAUCAGAAAGCAAACAUCAGUAUCAAAUUUCUGCUUUGCCUUCUUUCAAGCAAGAGUUCCAUCAUGACACAACUGGCAGUCAUAUUGUAUCUUUAUCAAGGCAUGAUAAUGGACAUGAAGUUACUCUUCAGACUCUUGAUGGGCAUGCAGAACACGGACAUGGGCAUAUGCCAGCCAAUUUCAAGGAUGGAAGUGACCAAACGCUUGACUCCUCUGUUGAGUUUGAAACUGAUAAUCUUGCUUCUUUGGAAUCGAAUGGUUUGGAGCAUACUUUUAAAGAUUCAAUGCUAACAUCACUCAAAACUUCAAGUUGUUCCCCAGUCAUCCAUGAUACUGAAAAAGUUGUUGUACCAAGAGAGAAUACAGAUGAAUCAUUUGCCCAAAGAUCUGAUGAAGAUUCUUCUCGCAUGCAUGUCUUCUGUCUUGAGCAUGCUGUGGAAGUGGAGCAGCAAUGUCGUCCAAUUGGAGGAGUGCAUAUAUUGCUUCUCUGUCAUCCAGAGUACCCCAGGAUAGAAGCUGAGGCAAAGUUAGUGACAGAAGAACUGGGGAUUGAUUAUUUCUGGAAUGAUAUUACUUUCCGGGAUGCUACCAAAGAGGACAAGGACAAUAUCCAGUCAGCUUUGGAUAGUGAGGAAGCCAUACCAGGGAAUGGGGACUGGGCUGUAAAGUUGGGCAUCAAUCUUUUUUACAGUGCCAAUCUUGGCAGAUCUUCUCUUUAUAGUAAGCAAAUGCCAUACAAUUCUGUUAUAUACAAAGCUUUUGGUCGUGUUUCUCCAGCUAGCUUGCCCACAAAGUUUAAUGUUUAUAGAAGGAAGCCUAGCAAGCAGAAAAAAGUGGUGGCAGGAAGAUGGUGUGGAAAAGUUUGGAUGUCAAAUCAAGUUCAUCCUUUUCUAACAAAACAAGAUUCUGAUGAUCAGGAUCAAGAACAAGAACAAGACAGAAGCUUCCGUGGUUGGACAAGGCCAGAUGAGAAGCUUGAGAGAAAAUCAGAAAAUAUCUAUAAGACUGAAACCACCUUAGCUGCCAGAAAAUCUGGGAGGAAGAGGAGAAUGACAGUACCAAGUGGACCAGGUAAGAAAGUCAAAUGUCUGGAUGCAGAAGAUGCAGCUUCUGAUGAAUCAGAAGAGGAUGUUUCUCAUAAGCAGCAUACAAGAGUUUAUAGUAGGAAGCAAACUAAACGCAUUGAAAGAGAAGUUUCACUUGAUUCAUUAGAGGAUGAUUUUCAUUUGCAUUAUGAAAAAAGAACUCACCGAAACAAGCAGGCUAAAUCUGUUGAUAGAGAAGAUGCAAUUUCAGAUGACUCAUUGAGAUGUAACACUAAUCAGCAUAGAAGAACUCUUAGAAGCAAACAGGCCAAAUAUAUUGAGAGUGAAAAUGAUAUUUCUUAUGCUUUUGCAGACAACAAAAUUAACAAGCAAUAUAGCAGAAUUCAGAGAACUAGAACAAAUCAAGCCAAAUAUGCUCAGACGGUACGUGAAAUAUCUGAUGAUUCACUGGAAGGUGAUAUUCAUGAAUGGCAUGGAAGGGUUCCUAAAAGCACACUUGCAAAGUUUACGAGGGAAGAUGCGGUUUCAGAUGAUUCACUGGAGGAAAGUUCUCGUCGGUCAGUAAAGAGGGUUCACAGAAGCGAACGAGCUACAUAUUUUGAAAUGGAAGAUGCAAUUUCAGAUGAUUCACUGGAGAAUGAUUCUCUGCAGCAGAAUAGGACUUCUGGAGGCAGCCAAGCCAAAUUUAUUGAGAGAGAUGGUGAAGUUUCAGAUGAUGUGCUGGAAGAAAAUGCUUACCAGCAGCACACAGGAUCUCGUAGGAGUAGGGAAUCCAAAUUUAUUGACAGGGAGAGUGCUGUUUCUGAUGACCAACUGGAGGGCAAUACUUAUCAGCAGCGUAUGAGGAUAUUCAGAACCAAGCAAGCCAAAAUUUCCAAGACAGAAAAUGCAAUUUCAGAUGAUUCAUCGGAGGAAAAUGUUCAGCAGCAACGGCGAGGUAUUCCUAGACGCAAAAGGGCCAAAUUUGUCGGGAGUGAAGAUGCAGUUUCAGAUGAUUUGCUGGAGGAUGAUACUCCUUUGGAGCACAGGAGGAGGACGCCUAGAAGCAGGAAGGCCAAAGUUGUAGGGAGGGAAGAUGCAGUUUCAGACGAUUUGCUGGAGGACAAUACUCAUCUGGAGCACAGGAGGAUGCCUAGAAGCAGGAAGGCCAAAGUUGUAGGGACGGAAGGUGUUUCAGAUGAUUUGCAGGACAACCGCCAAUGGCAGCCUCGGAAGACUCCUAGAGGCAAGCAAGCUCAAUUCAUCGACAGUGAGGAUGUAUCAGAUGAUCAGCUGGAGGAGGAUGCUCACUGGCAGCCAAGGAAGCUUUCUCGCUGCAAGCAAGCUGUGUCUAUCGAGAGGGAAGAUGUUUCUAUUGAUCUAGAGGAGGGCAACACUCAUUGGCAGCCAAAGAUGACUCCUAGCCGCAAGCAAGCAAAGUUUAGUGAGAGUGAAGAUGUUUCAGAUGAUCUGCAGGAGGAUGAUAAUCAUUGGCAACCUAGGAAAACUCCUAGAGGCAAGCAACCCAAGCUUAUUGAGAGGGAAGAUGCAGUUUUAGAUGAUUUGGUGGAGGAAUAUUCUAAUAAGCAGCAGCAGAGGAUUCUUAGAAGCAAACAGAAGAAACCAGUGGCCCUUAGUAAAAUGAAACGGGGGGCCAUUGAGCUGGUGAAACAAGGGAGUUCUAGGCCAAAAAAGAAAGAGAAUUUCCGGUCAAUCAAACAAGAGAAGCAAAUGCCAGAGACUCCUCGGCUUAGAAAUGGUAAAGCUAAGCAUAAUGCUAGACGGGUUGAAUCACGCGAUGAGGAGCUAGAAGGUGGACCUAGCACACGCCUCAGGAAAAGGCCCUCAAAAGCUUCAAAAGAGUCGGAAACAAAGCUAAAAGAGAAGCUGCAAAACAGUAGGAAGAAAGUUAAGAACGCUUCAAGUGUAAAGCCUCUGAGUGGGCAGAAGAAUGUGAAAAAUAAGGUUGAGGAAGCAGAAUAUCAAUGUGACAUUGAGGGGUGCAGCAUGAGCUUUGGCACAAAACAAGAGCUAACUGUGCACAAAAGAAAUAUUUGUCCAGUGAAGGGGUGUGGAAAGAAGUUCUUCUCACACAAAUAUCUGGUGCAGCACCGUCGAGUACACCUGGAUGAGCGCCCCCUGAAGUGCCCCUGGAAAGGGUGCAAGAUGACGUUCAAAUGGGCAUGGGCUCGAACCGAACACAUAAGGGUCCACACAGGAGCUCGCCCUUACAUAUGUGCGGAGGAAGGUUGUGGGCAGACGUUCAGAUUUGUGUCGGAUUUCAGUCGUCACAAGCGGAAGACUGGUCAUUCAGUGAAGAAAAGCAGAGGUUAAUUUAAUGUAGAGAAAUGUAAUUUAAGAUUGGUAAUGGAACAAAAAUGAUAGGCAGAUUAACGUUAAUUCUCUUUUGUAUAUGGGUCUUAAUUAGUCCCAUUUAUUCAAUGCAAUCUGACCAAUUGCUUAUUUAUAAAUCUCUCCAAAGAUUACUAUACUAUUGACUGCCAAGUCACUAGUGGAGAAUAAAUGUAUGUUUUUAUUAUUUUUUUUU
Molecule: messenger RNA, 5979 nt
Organism: Manihot esculenta (cassava)
Lineage: Eukaryota; Viridiplantae; Streptophyta; Magnoliopsida; Malpighiales; Euphorbiaceae
Product: lysine-specific demethylase REF6
Exons: 7
Coding region: 336-5765 (1809 amino acids)
Biological process (GO): chromatin remodeling
Cellular component (GO): nucleus
Molecular function (GO): histone H3K4me/H3K4me2/H3K4me3 demethylase activity
Source: RefSeq, a predicted model, not a curated record